This is a messenger RNA of Amoebophrya sp. A25, 6096 nucleotides long. The record is from the annotation of a GenBank genome assembly. Lineage: Eukaryota; Dinophyceae; Syndiniales; Amoebophryaceae.
GAGUGAGAGAAGUGAGCAACAUCAAAUACUAGCUGAGUCUGCAGUUGAGAGUUGCUGUGGGUGAGAAAAGUGAGCAACUUCCCUCGCCUGUUGAGGGUUGCUGUGAGUGAGAGCAGUGGGCAACGUCGUAAGGCGUUGCUAAGUAAGUAGUUGUCUGUUGAGCGCACUGUGGGUGUCGUGUGUGUCUGUGACGAGGUGUGUGUCUGUAGUUCCAUAGACGUGGAGGAAUGUCUGUAGUUCCAAGGGAGUCUUUAUGGUGUUUUUUGUGAACAGAUCUUUAUGCUAUGUUCUUCGAGCAAAGUAUAAUGGCGUUGCGAGGGAUGAAGCCUCAAUCAUUAUUUACUUUCAAUGAUCUCAUUAUUUGCCCAUGAUCCCAGUCAGCGAUUGGGAGAGACCCCCUUUUGUUUUUAAGAGCAAGAGGAAGUUUUUUUCCAUCAACAAGAAAAUAUCGUCUUCCUUUCCUUCGGAACAAGGCGUCGAUCGAAUUUCAUUGAGUUGAAUUUUGUUCUACUCGCAUCAACAUGUCGUUGGGUCGCGUAGCAACAUUCGCGGCUCUAACCGCUGCAGGGGAAGGACUGCGCCUCCACGAUUCAUCUGAGGCAUCUUUUCUGCAAGCUGCAGCCGGUAGCCCUAGUACCGUUAAGAAAGCAACAGGUUGAUGAUCUGGAUCUGCUUAAGUAGAUAAAGGUAGGUAUUGAAAUGUAUAGAUAUAAUUUACCCAGCCUUGUGCCUGUACUGGCAUACACGUCCGUCAAAUGCUAAAAAUCGUCAGUUUCAGAUCCCAUUUCAGGAGGCGGCGCAGUGAAUAGGCGUUGGGAUCUGAAAUAGCAACAACAUAUUUUGAAUAUAUCAACCGGUUAGUUUUCACCUUUACAAAACUAGGCUUUUUAUCCCGUGCACCAAUAUGCGUUGUUACUUCAUUGAUUCAGGGAAAGAAUGAUGGCGCAAGGAAAAUUAGAUUGAUGUCGCUAGAAUGACUGCCAUGAAGAGUGCCAAAUAGCUCACCUCGCUUUCUCAGUAAGUAAAGCAAAUGAUGAAUAAGUGUGAGAGCCUUACUUAGCAUCAUGAUGAGGAUGACGAUUCUCAAUUCCGCGACAUCGUCAUGACGAUGGUGAUCAUGAUGAGUUUUUUCCAUUCUGAAUCGUAGUUCUUUUGUCCGCUACGAGCCAUCCGCACCCUAGUAACCCUCCGUUUCCCCUCUAUAUCAUGAGCGUCACUAGCGGUUGUAUAUAUCGCCAGACUCAACACGACUCGUCCCGACUGCUUCACGACUUUCUAGUCCUACUCGUACGAUAGUUCUUCGUGUCAAACAAGCUGAAUCCGGAAGCUUAUCCCUCAUUGCUGACGCAUCCCUCCCUCCUCCCUGUACGUAUUAUUUUCAUCUCUGGAGGUAUUAUUUUAAUUUCUAUUCCUUCCUCUCCCUGUACUAGAAGGUGAUUCAAGAAUAUAUUUAAGUGUUUGAACUGAUGGUCUUCCUUGGUUCAAAUCAUUAUUCUUAUCUCUCUAGUGGCUUUCAUUAUAACGGCGUCAUCCACGUCCACCGCACCAGCAGCCGACGGGGGUUGCUGUGGUAGUGAGGGUGAACCAGCAAACGGAGAAGCAUCCCCCAAGCAAGAAGAAGGCGACUGCUGUGAUUGUAGUGGCGAGAAAAAAGAGCCUGCUGAAGGUGAAGAGAAAAAUGAGAAACCCGUCACAGAAACCCCUGCACCUGCUGAAGCUCCGAAUAAAUACGAAACGGAGCAUCCAUUGGGCCAGAAACACCAAGCUGACCACGAUGAACUGUACAAAACAAUGCAAGCGCAAAAUGUUGAGGCCCAUGGACUUGAGGCCCGCGUGAUGGAUAUGGGGCAAACACUGAAUGCCUUGCAAACGGAGAUGGACAAAAAGCUGCGAGCGAGAGACGAUCUCAUGCACAAGCAUCUUGCCGACUUCGAGAUGCUUGAUGGUAUUAUAGCUACUACAGUGAUCCCUCGCUACAUGUAAAUUAUAGCACUUGAAGAGAGGCAACUUCCCUGCUGCCAAAGUAGUGCUGUUUCUCGUGUUGCAGCAGACAAUGACUUCUUUUAUUUUGAUUUUUUUGUCGUUACUUGUAUAUUGAUAUUGAUGUUAUUAAUGUAUGUUCUUAUCCACAUUAGCUGAGUCGUGCUAUCAACACAAAUUUCUGAGUCUUGGUCUUUUAUGGGAUAAAAUAGACAGUAUAUCCUUUGAAAGUUCACCUUUCGCCUUCUAUAGAGGGAGCCCGAACCUCGUUCGAAAAGGUUUGGGCCCUAGUGCUAGUUACAAGCUUCAAAGCUUUACGAGGCUUGCUUCAAGAAGUUCUUGUUUUACGAUAUAAGGGAAUGAAGUAUCAGCGUUCUCACGGCCCCGCCGUAGCAAGGUCGCUAUAAUUUUUUUCCCUGGUCGUGUCGAUGCUGUCAGUUUGAUUCAGCAAGACACGCUCCUGCAAAUCUAGCUUGGUUUUUGCCUUCGGUCCAGGAGCGACGCCCAAAGCACAUAUGUUGGUCGUUUUACUCCCUUCAUCAAUGUACCAACCUCGUCGCGGAUCGCGGGCGACGGGGUCGAGGAUUUAUGGGUGCUCUGCUUAGACGCAUAAAUCCUGUUUCAAAAGAAUAUAGUUGGCUUGAUUUGCCAUGUUAGAUCAAGUACUCCUGUAACUGAUGAGUCUUGCUUUCUUCUGCUGUAUCCGUUGCGCUGUUUCUGUAGUGCGCUUUUUCUGGAUUUUUCUGUAGUGCUGCAGGGUUUUUAUUGCGCAGGGCCUUUCCUGCUUGCUAUAAUUUGUAUGGAAUUGACUUUUGAGGGAGCAUUUCUUUGGAGAUCGCUGCGUACUACCUGCUACGUCGACUAGUAUUCUUGAAACUGAGUGAUCUCAUUCUGGGCUAGCAAGUAUUAUUAUUACUACCUGGCCCUGGCCCUGCUACGUUCCCUAGAAAAUUAGUGCUAGUAGUUCCCGAGAAAAAUUGAAGGAGCGGGAGGUGAGAUUUUCAUGCAGACCUAGUACAUCUAAUUCUGUUGAUAUAUAUAGAAAACGGUCAUCCCCCGUGAGAAUGAAACUAUUCUUCUCUGUACAAUUUCACUCCAUAGAAAUACUGAUCGUAGAACUUCCUCGGGGCACCUUAUACACUUACAAACACACUAAGCUUCUUCUAUUUUGUCUCAGGUUGAGAAAUUAUGUAAUGCACCCUUUUUGUGACGCAUGAUAAUUUAACAGCUCCGUUGAGUAAGAGAAGCCGACCGUUGCUUCUCUCUUCGCCGUUGUCAAUUUUUUGUUGAAUAAUUAGGUAACCGUAGCGCAUAACGCUCUUUUUUUGGGGGUGACCAUUCCUUCUUGUUCGCGGCAGAGAUUUAGUACAAACAUGACUUUUUGGUCGUGUAAACAUAGACUUUUUGUCGGCGGACUUGCAUUUCUCAAACACAGGUGGCCGCGCGCGAGGUGUCGCGGGAUUGCUGCCCAUGGCGGAGGGCCUCCAGUAUGCCUCCGUAGCGGCUUCCUUUGCUUGGAAGUGGAAUGGAAACCGCGACCCGAUCGAGGUUGUCUUUAACAAAUUCGCAGAGGAAAAUGCGGAAAAAAUGCUCAAAGAUCUCGAAAAGAAGACAAAGGACAUCCGCGAGAAUUCGCGGUCGAGAAUCGAGGAAGCCCUCAACGCGUUUCACAAUAAGAACGCGGAGCUCGACCAGAGAAAUGGAGAACUGCUAACCCAGUUCGAGGAGCUCUGUACAGCAGAACUCGAAAAGACCAACUACAGUCCACCUGUGAUGGAUGCAAAUCGCGCUCUUUGCCGCCUCGCGAGAAACCGUGGUGGAGCGUUUUCGAAUGCUAAAGAAGGUGGCGACAUGAUUAUGUUCUUGAAAGGACCAAAGAGUGGACAGUGGGACGGCGGUGAAAUUGCUGCCCCGAAAGAAGACGGAACGAAGAGCAUUGUCGACACUGCGAAAUCCCGGAUCUACAGCGCAUUGCGGGAAGAGAGUGAAGGCGCGGAGGAUGAGCAGGCGAAACAAUUCGCUGAGAGCGAGGUGGCACAGCUGGAUGCAGCAUUGAGCAGCGCAUCGGCGAGUCUUCAACAAUUUGUUACAAAUUCCCAGUUUAAACGAGCAAGUAGUGACUUCUUUGAGUACAAGAGCCGACUUGGGCGAAAGGCUGGUAUCAACAAGAACGCCCCCAACAAAGCCGAGCUCCCGCGAGAUGUGUACGACAUGGCGUUCGAGGGAAAUGCCGAACGAGUCAAAAAGACGAUCGAGGAGAGGACCUUGCACGCGGUUGGAGUAAAAGUAGGCGGCGAUGGAAAACUGCAGAAGGCUGACCUCGAGAAAAUGCGUGCGACAAGGGAUCCAAAAGAGGGCAUGCCUGCGAUCAUGCAACAUUACCUCCUUCCCGAAAUUCUCGAUAGCCUGGCUCAGUGGUCUUACUUGGCGCUUACGGUGAAGGGCGGCCCCGACCAAGCGAUGAACUGUGCCCUUCGGGAAAACCAUUGCCGCUCGUAUCAUAUUCUGACCAUGAGCCCUCUCAAACAUUACUCUCAUAGAACAAUCACCGUUUUUUUAUACCACUGUCCACUGCCGAAGAAAACAUGAAAAAGUGUAUCUAUCUCAUGUCGUUUGAGAAGUUGAAGUCUUUUUUCGUCCGAUUGAUUUUUCUGGUGCUUCUUGAUCGUAUCGUGCUCGUGCCUUCCUUUUCAUAAUAAGGUUGGGGCUUAGGUCCAGCGGCGCUCAAAGCACUAAAAUAUAAAACAGCCGGCUAUUUUUUACCUCGUAGAUGCAUCCCUUCAAGCAACGCAUCGACCCCAACGGCUAUAUUAAUUAGCCGGCCAAUGUGUAUUGCGCUGAUGUACCCACGCGGGCCCAGGCAGCCAGCAGAUGCUUCAGUGGCCCGCCGCGAGUCUUAGGAGUGGGCCUAUGGGCAAGAGCUAGUUGACGGUGCUGGUUCUUGGUAGUCGGCGAAUGCGAAUGAUAGAGGCUAACUAGACUCGCUCUCUCAAUUUUCUGGGAGGGUGAGUGUGACUGCUAAUUCUUGUGGCCCUCAAAGCACUUGAGUGCUUCCAGCGCAGGCCUUGCUUUGUCUCGCCAGCGUGUUUUUGGUCGGCCAUAACUGUAGUUUUGGACUCAGUUCGGGGCUGGCCGCUUGGAUACGGCUACGCGCAUUGCGCAUUAGUUCCAGGCCGAUGCACGCUGUUUCACCUGCUGCUGGGGUGUUUUCUUUGGCGACCUCGCUCCAGGCACCAGGGCCGGAUCCGCGGCGCCUUGUCUAGGUUGUUACCCCAACAGCGAGUGAAAUGAAGAGAAAUACAAAUAGUAACCGUUCGCUUUCUCCUCAAAUGGUUCACGAUGACGGGCUCUAUCAUUCAAGCGACGACUCGUGGAUCUGUUUCGCCUUGCCGGUAGUUUAGGAUGACACCUAAUGAGGCUCGGACGCCGAAUGAGCCUCGUUCCUUAUCAGGAAGUGUCCAAUUUUGUUCCCUCAUAGGCUGAGGCGUGCAGCAGAUCUUGCCUGCCUCUUACUUUAGGCUUAGGGGACGGCCUCCUUGCUUGUCUCAUCUAAGAAGGUAAGCAUAUGAGCCCUAGGUCGGCUCUUUUUCCCUCAUGGGUCCCUCCAUCCAAACUAUCUAGGGCUGCCAACGUUAUGCAUAAGGCUUACGCUUAGAUCCGGCGACGCUAGUUUUCUCUCCACCGAAACAAUAAUUACCCAGGUAUGAAAUCUUCUCGGGUAAAGGGGAGAGCUUCAGGUUCGGCAUGGAGGAUGAACACCAUCCCACUGUGGUCCAAAUCCACGAACAAUAUCAGGGCGACGAAACGCCACAAGAGCACAGGAGAGCUUUCACACAGAUUCUCGGUCAGUGGAAAGACACGAGUGCGGCCUUCGGUCUACUCCUUAGGCCCACGGAUGGCACAGUCGGACUCAAAAAGAGUCGAGCGGUCGCUAUGUUCAGUCGUGCAACGAAAAUGAAUCCAGGAUGGGACAGUGGCAAUGCUGAGAUGCAGAGGGUGGCGACGCUGCUCGAGAGGCUGAUCGCAAGUGGUCCUAUGUCGAGCGGCUUCGGGCAGCAAAUGGGUGGGGGUAUGAUCGGAGGUCAUGAUACUGGAGUCCGUAUCCCUCUUCAAUAA